Molecule: messenger RNA, 288 nt
Organism: Amorphotheca resinae ATCC 22711
Lineage: Eukaryota; Fungi; Ascomycota; Leotiomycetes; Helotiales; Amorphothecaceae
Exons: 4
Coding region: 17-274 (85 amino acids)
Source: RefSeq, a predicted model, not a curated record
UGAACAAUUGAGCAAGAUGGCUGGCCACAAAAUCCCAUACCCCAAACACGUCUGGUCACCGGCUGGUGGCUGGUACGCUCAACCAUCGAACUGGAAAGCGAACACUGCAGUCUUGGGCGCUGUGGUUUUUGGGAUCGCCGCCGCAGCGUUCAAGCUGAGCGCAGAUAACGAGGUGCGGACGAAGUUUCCUGAGGAGGGCCGCUUCUUCCCUAGUCGAUACUGGAGCAAACAGAUUGUUGAGCAUGAGAAGGAGAAGAAGGCUGGGUCGGCAUAGAUGGAACUAUAAGG